This is a messenger RNA of Verruconis gallopava, 3174 nucleotides long. RefSeq lists its product as uncharacterized. The transcript has 3 exons. Bases 553 to 2175 code for a protein of 540 amino acids. The record is from RefSeq and is a predicted model, not a curated record. Lineage: Eukaryota; Fungi; Ascomycota; Dothideomycetes; Venturiales; Sympoventuriaceae.
CUUACUCUUCAUCCCUCUCCCUCACUCGUCCUUUCCUCCCUCCAGCUCAGUCGUCUUCCUCCUCGUCGCUUCGUCCUCUGCGGGAGAGACAACCUGCUUCGCUCGCUCCCUGUCCGCUCGCAGUCGGAGCUCGAGGCUUCAAGUUGUCUUGUCCGCGCCGUCGUCCCCUCGUUCGCUCGUCAUCUGCUCCUCCUGCGCACGCUUCUGCAGUCUCUCCACGAGGCUCUCUGAUCCUCCUCCCUCCCAUAUCCCCCCCCUCCCCCCCAAAAUUCUUGCGCUACGGGCCACCAUCUUCUGCACCACUUCGUCCCGCCGAUAGCACCACGCAAGGUCAUUACCUUUCCUUUCGACUGCACAUAUUUGUCGCUGCUGACCUGCUUCGUUCGUGUUCUUGCUUUUCGCUCCCGUCGUAAUUCCUUCAUUCCGCAAGGCAGCCUCCCCGUCUUUCCUGUCAACCAUGGCGUCCGCCGGUGUCAUUCCUGUCGCCAACGAGACGAAGGCGACGUCGUCGCGUAUCACAAAGGAGGGCCGAAAGAUUACCUAUGUUAUGUUAUGCAGGUGAUCCAACAGCCGGAGCGUGCUAGGGCCUGCGGGUCCGGUGCAAAGUCAUCUGCUGACAGGCGCCCUGUUGAUCCACCCCCAAUCGUCGACCUGCGCGUGUACGAAGGCGCCAAUGCCGAGAACGACAUCACUUUCCAGUACAACGCAAACUUCUUCCUCUUCGCAACGCUCGAGAAUGCCCGUCCCCUCGCCCAGGGCCGCGUACCUCCGUCGCAGCCGGCCUUCCCCGUUCUGACUGGCACUCCUGUCUCAGGCAUGGCAUACCUCGACCGUCCGUCGCCUGCCGGCUACUUCAUCUUUCCCGACUUGUCGGUGCGACACGAGGGCAAGUACCGCCUCGGCUUCUCGCUCUAUGAAGAGUUGAAGGACUCGAAGGACCUGGACACGGAGACUCCUCAGAACGCGGAGAUUCAGAAGAGCGCCCACGUCUCUCACAGACUGGAGGUCAAGUCCGUCCCUUUCACCGUCUUUAGCGCCAAGAAGUUCCCGGGCUUGUCCGAGAGCACUUCGUUGAGCAAACUUGUUGCCGAGCAGGGCUGCCGUGUCCGCAUCCGACGUGACGUCCGCAUGAGACGACGGGAGACCAAGGCCGGCCAUGAUUACGACAACGACUACGAUGAUCAUGAAUUCCAACGCAGCAGAGCCUCUGCGACGCCGGAUGUCUAUGUUAAGCCCCAUCCGGGAUCAACACCGCAGAUGCCCAUGCAUGACAUCGACCGUCCUCGCUCGGUCAGCAAUGCUAGCCAGGUCUCGCACAUGACCGGUAGGCGUCCAUCUGUAGAGCAAAUCAACCAGGCAUACCAGCCGCCAGGUUCCCAGCAAUAUCCCAGCGCCAUGGCUCCACAGACACCGCAGGCCAUGUAUCCGCCGCAAAUGGCUCCACAGUGGCAGCAACCGCCCCCGCCAGUGAACAACUACGGCAUGCAGCCACCUCAGCCGUAUCAUCAACAGAAUUACCCAUCACCUGCGGUCAACGGUCAAUACAACAACUUCGCGACGCCGCAAUACCCCUCCUACGAGCAGCAGAACGGACACAUGCGUCACAACAGCAUCGACUCUUACCCAGCCCCUCCAUCCGGGCCGCCACCUCCAGUUCCGACAUCACAGCCUGUCUCGUAUCCGAGCAGCAGCCAAUCUGGAGCGCCUUUCGGUCAAGUAGAUUCGUACGGACGGCCGAUGAACGCUCAAAUCCAGCCAGCGCAGUCACCGCACCAGAACAUUCCGAUGCAGCCUCACUUCUCGUCUGGUCCGGCUCACUCGCCCUCGACGUCGAAGCACGACUCCAUUUCUCCGUAUCAGCAGCAGGCCCCGUCCGUUCCCUCGGCAGAUCAACAAGGGUACUACCCAUCCGCUUCAGUCGCCCCACCCAGAUUCCAAAAUAUGACACAACCGUCCGGUGCCACUAAGCGAACUUGGGACUCCACCUUUGACGGAAGUCAUAUGGAUCAGCCUCUUCGCGGAGGUGCUCGUCCUCCCUCGUCUCCAAUGGAGAACAAGUAUGCCUACGCUGACGGCGUUGACGAUGAUCCUCAGGCUGCUCUGGACGAAGCCGCCAUGAGCUACAGACGCGCCGAUGGGACGGAAAGACGGCGUCGUCUUCCCGUUGUUGGUUAAGCACGUGCUCCAAUCACCAUGUCUCCGGAAACAAAACUUGAUUGUUUGUCUAUUGCUGGUGGCUGAUGUCCUUGACGCAUAAGAUUGACUUUGCUUGACGGGAAUAUUUUUAUAUUAAAAUACCCAAUGGCUUCAGCACAUCUUGAUGGCGUUUUCUCUGCGGGUUUGUUUCUCUUCUUUGCGACACGAGACGGCGCAAAAGAAGGUUACGAAGUGCUCAGCUUCACCUACCACUUCGUCUUGUGAGAGUCCAGGAAAUUUCUUUUUUUUUAUGCAAUUAUCUGGGAUCCUUCUGGGCGUUUCCAAAUUUUUGGGAUAUCUCUCGAUAAUUUUCAAUGCAACCAGGUUAAGAGGGUGCAAAAUCAAGGUCCUCGUAUUCGGCCUGCGCUACGACACCAGCCCAUCGAGCACACAUCGACCGUCUCAUUACGCCUUUUCAUUGACUCGCCUUUCUCAUUUGUGUCUAAAGUGUUUGGAUAAGCAUCGACCUCAUUCGAUUCAGCAACUACGAACUCUUGUUUGGCAUUCACGAAAACGGAGACGAACCCACUGUUACGACGAAGCAGACAGAACUUGGAGAGGCGAGCUUGGGGUCUUCAUUUAAUCUACAUUUUUUCACAUUAUAACUUACAUACGUCACCAGUUGUCAUAAAAUUCAAUCCUUUUUCAAUUCUGGUGUUUCUGUUGGGCUUCAUUCGAGUACCAGCUUUUCGGAUACCGCGGCAAGGGGGUUCAGGCAUUGUAGGAACAAAAGUCCGACGUGCACGUCUUGCAGAGAAGCUGGGGUUGAAGAAGAAGAGAUCAAAUCAAGCAAUGCCAGCCAACAUAUGUUUCAAUCAUUCUCCAUCAUUUGAUGACUUGUCCUUACUCCACUUAGGUUGACACGCGUGCCCUUAUUCCUUGCUCCGUGCUGUUUCUGUUCGCAGGGUGUCUUUGACAGAGAAGCCGUGGGCCCUCGUUGCUACCAGGCAAACGGUUGUUUCAGCGACCCAGACGAUG